AUGAGUACGGCAGCGGAGAAAACGGAAGCGGGACCAUCUCGGUCGAGCCCCCGGCCAGUUCCAGCCAGUCUCUCCUCUCUACAGUCUACUUCCGGGCCCUUGUCAACUUCACCCAUUCCAUCGAAUAUAGCCCCCGCCUGGAAGACGUCAACUCGGAGUCUUUCCAGGAGGUGUCCGAAGCGGUCGUGGAUACGCUGGAGUCUGAAUACCUCAAGAUCCCCGGUGAGCAGUCAGUCAGUGUGGUUUUUAUCAAGGAGAUCGAUGGCUACAGCUUUGUGGAGCUGGAUGUGGGGUCCGAAGGGAACACCAACGAGGAGCAGAUCCGCGAGGUGCUUUUCUCCGUGGUGGCCAGCGGCUCCAUUGCCUCAUACCGCACCUCCCGGAAGGGAUUCCAGUUCCGCCGCCUGGGAGCAGUCUCCCCAGAGAUCCGGCCCUGCACGGAGGAGGAAUUCUCUUGCCUGAACGGGGAGUGCAUCGCCCGCGAAUUCUUCUGUGACCGUCGGCCGGAUUGCCGCGACAUGUCGGACGAGCUGGACUGCGAGGAGCCCGAGCCCCCCGAGUGUGCCCCGCAGGAGUUUGCCUGUGACAGUGGCGAAUGUGUGCCCCGAGCGUUGCGCUGCAACGGCAAUCCCGACUGCGGAGACGCUUCUGACGAGGAUGGCUGCGACCUCGAGAGACCUUUGGAGCCCACCUCCUCCCCGCCAAGCACUGCCCGGCUCCCUACCACCACCUCCACCAUCACCACCCGCCGGGCACCAGUCACCGCGCCUCUUCAGGUGGAGGUCUCCAAGCCCCAACAGUUCCCCGGAUUGCGCCCUUGCCAGAAAGACGAGAUCUUGUGCCUCAACGGGCAAUGCAUCCGCCGGGACUAUCUUUGCGACGGCGAGCGGGACUGCCCGGAUGGCAGCGACGAACAGAACUGCGGCACUCCCUCGCCCUGCGAACCCAAUGAGUUCCGAUGCCGGAACGGGCACUGCGCCCUCACGCUCUGGCGCUGCGACGGGGACAAUGACUGCGCCGACGGCUCUGACGAGCUGGACUGCCCCACCAAGGCCCCCGGAGACACUUGUGGCCCCGACCAGUUUGUCUGCCUCUCCAGCCACACCUGCAUCCCGGCCAGCUACCAGUGUGACGACGAGGCCGACUGCCAGGACCGCUCGGACGAGAUCGGCUGCAUCCCUCCACAGGUCAUCACUCCCCCUGAGGAGUUCAUCCAGGCCGCCCCAGGGGACACCAUUCGCUUCACCUGUGUGGCCGUGGGCGUCCCAACCCCCCUCAUCUCCUGGAGGCUCAACUGGGGCCAUAUCCCCACCAGCCGCAGGGUGAGCUUCGCCAGUGAGAACGGCCGGGGAACGCUAGUCAUCCAAGAUGUCAAGGAGGCUGACCAAGGGGCUUACACCUGCGAGGCCAUCAAUGCCCGGGGAAUGGUUUUCGGCAUCCCAGACGGUGUGUUGAGCGUCACGCCUGGCCAAGGACCAUGCCCCGAAAGGCACUUCCACAUUGAAGAGACCGGUCAGUGCUUGCCCUGUUUCUGCUUUGGGGUCGCCAAAUCGUGCCGCAGCACUGGCCGCUACCGUCAACAAAUCCACCUCCGAUUUGACGAACACAACAAUUUCAAAGGGGUGAACGUGACCACGCUUGAUCAGCCCGGCACGCCUCCCCUCGCCUCGACGCAGAUGCACAUCGACCCCAGCGCGCAGGAGUUCCAGCUGGUCGAUCUCUCGCGACGCUUCCUGGUGCACGACUCCUUCUGGACUCUCCCCAAGCAGUUCCUGGGGAACAAGGUCCUGGAACAUCGAUUUACCCGAAGGUCCUGGAACAUCGAUUUACCCGAAGCGACGUCCAGCAUGGACGCUGCCCAGCGGGAUGCCGCUCUGUGGUACGUCGUGCAAUCCGGCACGCUGAUGAUGGAGUACUUACGGGCCCGUGGGGGAGCGUCUUCGGCCGCGGCCUCUCGCCGUCGCACCGAGUGGUGGGACCGGACAGUCCUGGAGACCUGGGACGAUAGCGAGUGGUUGCAGAACUUCCGGAUGUGCAAGGCCACCUUCUUGGACCUUUGCGCCCGGCUGUCUCCGGCGUUGCAGCGCCAGAAGACACGCAUGCGGAUCCCGCUGAGCGUGGAGAAGCGGGUGGCCAUCGCCCUCUGGAAGCUGGCCACCUCCGUCUGCUACCGCGAUGUUGGUAACCAAUUUGGCGUCGGCAGGUCCACCGCCGGCUCAGUGGUGCUGGAAGUCUGCCGGGCCAUUCAGAGGGUCCUGAUGCGCUCCACAGUCAACGUGGGGAACAACCUGGCAGAGAUCGUCCGCGGUUUUGAGGCGAGGGGGUUCCCCAACUGCGCCGGCGUGGUGGGCACCAGCCACAUGCCCAUCCUGUGUCCUCCUCACCAAGCGUCGGAGUACGUCAACACAAAGGGCUACUACUCCAUGGCCUUGCAAGCUUUGGUGGACCAUCGAGGGAAGUUCACCCAUCUCAGCGCGGGGUGGCCCGGCAAGACGCAUGAAGCCAAAAUCUUCAACAAGUCCACCUUGUUCACCAAAGGUCAGGAAGGGACCCUCUUCGCUCCCGGUGCGGUAGAGAUCGAUGGCGUAUCCAUCCCUAGGGUCAUCCUAGGAGGGCCGGCCUACCCUCUCCUUCCGUGGCUGAUGGUGCCCUACGCCGACGGUCUGGAUGAGACCAAGGAGGCCUUCAACGCCACGUUGCGGCGGUGCCAGGAACCCUUGGAAGAAGCCUUCAGCCGCCUGAAGGGCCGGUGGCGUUGCCUGACGGGACGCAACGAUUGUGCGGUGGAGAACCUUCCCCGCCUCAUCUCGGCCUGUUGCGUCCUACACAACAUCUGUGAGGAGAAAGGGGAGGCCUACGAGGACAAGUGGGAGGCGGAGGCCAGGCAGCUGGCCGCCACCUUCGAACAGCCACUGCAGCGCCCCGAUACACGCAUUAAACCCGCCACGCGGUCAGAGAAGGUCCGGGACGCGCUCUGCAUGUAUAUGGCCGGGAAGAUAUGA
Molecule: messenger RNA, 3002 nt
Organism: Thamnophis sirtalis
Lineage: Eukaryota; Metazoa; Chordata; Lepidosauria; Squamata; Natricidae
Source: RefSeq, a predicted model, not a curated record